This is a messenger RNA of Sabethes cyaneus, 1227 nucleotides long. Its product is annotated as arrestin domain-containing protein 3-like. The transcript has 8 exons. The record is from RefSeq and is a predicted model, not a curated record. NCBI's taxonomy places the organism in Eukaryota, Metazoa, Arthropoda, Insecta, Diptera, Culicidae. Gene Ontology annotation, biological process: protein transport. The coding region runs from base 1 to 1227 and encodes 408 amino acids. Gene Ontology annotation, cellular component: cytoplasm.
AUGGAUUAUAUAAAGGAGCUCGAUAUACGGCUCGACAAGGAACACUACUACGCCGGAGAGGUCCUCUCGGGGAAGGUGGUGAUCCACACCAUUGAGAACUUCAAACUAAAAUCUAUACGCUUGCUGCUGCGGGGAAAGGCUCAUGUCGAGUGGAAAGUGUUCGUGUCUGGCGAUAAGAGAACGGUGAAGGACGACCAGUUGUACAUCGACGAACGGGCGGUAAUCUGGGGUGAACGUGCCGGCGAAGGAUUGGAUGUCACCGUACCGGUACUGAUACGCGGCCAGCACCAGUUUCCGUUCCGCUUUAACAUCCCGGAAACCAACCUACCCUGCAGCUUCGAAUCACGUGCCUGUUACAUUCGUUACUUUGUUAAGGUAACCAUAGACAUCCCGUACGCUUCACCGCCACAAGGAAUCAAAUAUUUUACUAUCGUGGGACCACAUAUCGACUGUAUGGACGAGCAAUAUCUGAAACCAGUUUCGGCACAGGACAAUACGGUGAGAUUCUGGUUAUGUUGUGCCAAAGGACCCGUCACGCUAAGCUGCUCCCUGGAUCGGACGGCUUUUUGCUGCGGUGAAACAGUCAAGCUCAAAACCGUCAUCGACAAUCAGGGCGAGAAAGGUGUGACACUGAAAGCACGGUUGGUACAGUUUUGCGAGUUUUUAGUCGAGCGAGGCGUGCUCAGGGUAACCAAAGAGGUCCAGCAUUUGGUGCUCGAGCAUAAGGGCGAACCUGUUGCGUCCAGGGACCAGCAGGAUACCUGUGCCAGCCUGAGGAUACCGACCGUUCCCACUACGCUGGUGGGCGUUAGCCGACUGGUGCAGAUUUACUACACGCUUACGGCCUGCUUGGAAUUUGAAGAUUCAAAAGAUGAUCUACAUAUAAACUUUCCCAUCACCAUCGGUACGGUGCCAUUUCGAAUACCAAACAGCAAUCUGCAACCACACAUAGGAUAUGAAGUGGCCGUCGAUCACGUGGAAGGUGGCAUUUACAUCGGGCCGGAAUUUCUCCUGGGAGAAGUAUACGAUGGCUGUAACGUUAGCGAUAACGAGUAUCACGAUGUGGCUCCGCUGUACCGUCCGGUGUACCUGACAGUGGUUCGCAGUUCUCAGCAAAUAGCGGCCGGCCGAGCGGCCGGAAGAGGCAACCGAAAAAAAUCGUCAGUCGAUAUCGAAAUCGUCGACAUUCACCGAAAGCGGUGCAGUUUAUCCGAAGAGAAAGCAUAA